UCUAACAAUUUCUCUCCGGAUAGACGCACCCAAGCUAUCUUUCUUUCUUGCUUUAACAGUAACUCUCGUCUCCUCUCGCUCUCCCUCAAGUCGCAAGCCCUAAAAUCCUGAAAAAACAGGGCAGAACCCCAAGUUCAGUAAUUCCGUAGUUUUAUCGUACUCUCUCUCUCUCUCUCUCUAUCUCUCUCUCUCUCUCUCUCUCCUACUCCUCAUCCUUUUCAAAAUCCUAAUCCUAACUCCAAAACCUUUUGAAUUAGAUGUCUUCUUCGUCGGGGCAGCCUCAGUUCCGGUACACGCAGACGCCGUCGAAGGUUCUGCACCUACGUAACCUUCCUUGGGAAUGCACAGAAGAAGAGCUUGUUGAACUCUGCAAGCCCUUUGGCAAGAUAGUCAACACCAAAUGCAACGUUGGUGCCAAUCGGAAUCAAGCCUUUGUCGAAUUCGCAGACCUGAAUCAGGCAAUAUCAAUGGUUUCCUAUUAUGCUUCUUCUUCUGAACCUGCACAAGUUCGUGGUAAGACUGUGUACAUCCAAUAUUCAAAUAGGCAAGAAAUUGUCAACAACAAAAGCUCUGGUGAUGUUGCUGGGAAUGUCUUGCUUGUGACCAUCGAGGGUGUUGAAGCUGGUGAUGUCAGCAUUGAUGUUAUACAUUUGCAGGUCCAUGUUAACACGGAGAAAUCUUCAUUGUCAGCGUACUGCAUUGGUGGAAAUAUCACUUGUUUAUUGAAGUUGGUUGCCUCACUUACGGUUUUCUCUGCUUUUGGAUUUGUGCAUAAAAUUGCUACAUUUGAAAAGGCUGCUGGGUUUCAGGCAUUAAUCCAAUUCAGUGAUGCUGAGACUGCAUCUUCAGCCCGGAAUGCAUUGGAUGGAAGAAGUAUACCGAGGUAUUUGCUUCCAGAGCAUGUUGGAUCGUGCCACUUGCGUAUCUCAUUUUCUGCACAUACAGAUCUGAAUAUCAAGUUCCAAUCUCAUCGUAGCAGGGAUUAUACAAAUCCUUACCUUCCUGUGAAUCCUUCUGCCAUUGAAGGCACUAUGCAGUCUACUGUAGGUCCUGAUGGAAAGAAAAAAGAACUAGAGAGUAAUGUGCUUCUAGCUUCAAUCGAGAAUAUGCAAUAUGCUGUCACAGUAGAUGUUCUUCACACUGUAUUUUCAGCAUUUGGAACUGUCCAGAAAAUUGCUAUUUUUGAGAAGAAUGGUGGAAUGCAGGCACUAAUCCAAUACCCUGAUGUCACAACUGCAGCUGUUGCCAAAGAAGCCCUCGAGGGACACUGCAUCUAUGAUGGUGGCUAUUGUAAGCUUCAUCUGUCAUACUCUCGUCAUACUGAUCUCAAUGUAAAGGCUCACAAUGAUAGAAGCAGGGAUUACACAAUCCCUGAAUCCGGUAUACUCCCGAUGCAACAGGCUGCUGCUGUACCUAGUGCAGUAGGUGGUUGGCAAACUUCUCAGGCUACAUCAAUGUAUACUGGCAACGUGCCUGCACAACUUCCUGAUGGACAGGUAGCAUCCUGGGAUCCAAGCAUGCAAACCGGGAGACCAACAUUUGUCUCAGUUCCCACCACAUUUCCAGGUCAAACAUAUCCACCUCCUGCUGUUCCUACCUUCCCUAUGGCUGGAGGAACAAUGCCAGUUCAGCAGCUAGAUCAGGGUCCUGCUGGAAUUACUGCUCAGAGACCGCCACAGUAUGGCCUCCAACCAGGUGUGCAACCAACCCCAGGUCAGCAUCCUUUUUAUGGUCAGUGAGUUUGUGCUGUUUCUAGAAUUCUUUUGUGAGCUACAGUGUUUUGGUUAUGCCACAAAAGGUUUUGUACCUGAAUUCGGUUUUGUUUGGAGGGAAAAUAUCAACUUGUAUUGACUAUUUAACAUUUCAAUUUCGUUGCUCAAGGAAAUUUACCAUUUUUUGUGCAUUCACUUGUCUGUACUGUACUCUGGUCUCUCUAGCAGUCACAAAUAUUCUACGCAGUUUUUGGCGUAUUCCGUUCA
Nelumbo nucifera (sacred lotus) is the source of this 1979-nucleotide messenger RNA. Its product is annotated as polypyrimidine tract-binding protein homolog 1-like. Lineage: Eukaryota; Viridiplantae; Streptophyta; Magnoliopsida; Proteales; Nelumbonaceae. The record is from RefSeq and is a predicted model, not a curated record. Gene Ontology annotation, molecular function: RNA binding.